Molecule: messenger RNA, 1200 nt
Organism: Eurytemora carolleeae
Lineage: Eukaryota; Metazoa; Arthropoda; Copepoda; Calanoida; Temoridae
Product: tRNA wybutosine-synthesizing protein 2 homolog
Exons: 13
Coding region: 147-1184 (345 amino acids)
Biological process (GO): tRNA methylation
Cellular component (GO): cytoplasm
Molecular function (GO): tRNA methyltransferase activity
Source: RefSeq, a predicted model, not a curated record
GCUGUACUAAUUAUAUUGUGGUUGAAAAGAGGAAUGGAUUGGAAAAUUAGUUUUUGAAUCAAAAUUAUAUUCGCCUCUUAACCAGACAGGGGCAGAAAUGUCGAGAAUACCUUGAAACUCUACAAGUUUAUGACACCAGUAGGAAAAUGUUGGUUGUCGGAGACACAGCGGAAAUUCCUGUCAUAUCAAUAAAUCCCAGUUUCAUAGCAUUGAACACAGAGUUGAUCUCAGAAUUUGUUGGAAUGAAAGUGCUGACAAAGGAAUCCCCUUCCUUAGUAAAGGAUCAGAAAAAUAAACUUGAGAUUCUCAGAGCUGAAGUUAUCAAACUUUAUGGUGAAACAUCCGAUCUAGUUGAAGAUCUACCGUCAACUUAUGAACUUUACAACGACCUAAUCCUGGUCCCAAGCCAAUGCUUGAGAAAGUGUGAUCAAAGUCCUGAAGUAUUUGCUCUAAUCUGUGAUAUAUUUAGUGUGAAGCGCAUAGCCCGUAAGAAUGCCGUGGUGAAUGAUAAGUUCAGAAGUCCACGGACAGAUUUACUUCUAGGUUCUGAUCCUUGGGUAUGGAAGAAGGAGAAUGGAAUAAAAUAUAAUUUUAACAUCAGAAAAUCAAUGUUCUGUAGAGGAAACAUAUCUGAAAAAUUGAGAGUCGCCAAGUUUGAUUGUAGCGGUGAGGUAGUUGUGGACCUGUUCGCAGGAAUUGGAUACUUUGUACUGCCAUAUCUAGUUCAUGCCAACGCAAAACAUGUUUAUGCCUGUGAGUGGAAUCGAAGUAGUGUUGAAGCUCUGAAGCUGAAUCUAAAAGAUGCAGGAGUAGAGGAGAAAUGUACUGUACUCCUCGGAGAUAACAGGGAAGUGUGUCCGGAGGGAGUUGCAGAUAGAGUGAAUCUUGGAUUAAUUCCUAGCUCAUCAAUUAGUUGGAAGGUUGCUGUCAAUGCUUUGAAGUCAAGUGGUGGAAUACUUCAUGUUCAUACAAACGUCGAGGUAAAAGCUGGAGAGGAUAAAAGAUCAUGUUGGCAGAAAUCAGCUGAUGAGAUAAAUGAUAAAAUCUGUAAUCUCCUAAAAUCGGAACGAGGGAUUAGAAGCACGUGCAACGUGGUUCACAUUGAGUGUGUAAAAUCAUAUGGACCAAGAAUAUAUCAUCUUGUUAUAGAUUUACAGUGUUUGAUAAUGGUGAAAACUGAAUAAAUUUUAUAGAAAUAUA